This is a messenger RNA of Hemicordylus capensis (graceful crag lizard), 1530 nucleotides long. RefSeq names its product growth hormone regulated TBC protein 1 (gene GRTP1). The record is from RefSeq and is a predicted model, not a curated record. The transcript is spliced from 8 exons. Lineage: Eukaryota; Metazoa; Chordata; Lepidosauria; Squamata; Cordylidae. The coding region runs from base 181 to 1221 and encodes 346 amino acids.
CACUCUGCUGCAGCUGUCCUGCCAGCUUCGGAGCACUCUAGGGGUGGGGAAAGGAAAGAGAAGACGCUCCCUCUCGUGAUAGCCGGCGUGGGACUUUGACUCUUUUCCAGGCGGCCGGGGAGAGGCCAGCCGGGAGGGUUGAUCAUUCUGUGCUGGAGGAAUCCCGGGGACUCCCUCCCCAUGGAGGGGAAGGAAGAGCGGCGCGCUCAGCAAGAGGCGCGGGAGAGCAACGUUCACAGAGUGGAUCCAUAUGGGUUUGAAAGACCAGCAGACUUUGACUAUGCCACAUAUGAAGAAUUCUUUUCCAGAUAUCUAGUGGUACUCACCAGAAGAGCAAUUAAAUGGUCCAAGCUUUUAAAGGGAAAUAACAGUGUUCAGAAAAGCAUAAAAGUGAAACGCUACAUCAGAAAAGGCAUUCCAAAUGAGCACCGUGCACUGGUUUGGAUGGUUGUGAGUGGCGCUCAGGCCUGCAUGGAACAAAAUCCUGGAUACUAUCAGAAAUUACUUGAGGGAGACAAAAAUGACAAGCUGGUGGAAACAAUUAAAACAGACAUGAACAGAACAUUUCCAGAUAAUGUACGAUUCCGCAAAACAGCUGAUCCCUGUUUACAAAAGACACUCUACAAUGUAUUAGUGGCAUAUGGGCACCAUAAUCAAUCAGUAGGAUACUGCCAGGGCAUGAAUUUCAUAGCUGGAUAUCUGAUUCUUAUAACAAGGAAUGAAGAGGAAUCCUUUUGGUUGUUAGAUGCUCUCAUUGGUCGGAUAUUACCAGAUUAUUAUAGUCCAGAAAUGAUGGGUCUGAAAACGGAUCAAGAAGUCCUUGGCGAGCUUGUGAAAAUGAAAGUUCCAGCGGUGGCAGAGUUAAUGGAGAGGCAUGACGUCAUGUGGACGUUGGUAGUAUCCCGUUGGUUCAUAUGCUUGUUCAUUGACAUUCUUCCAGUAGAGGCAAUUCUUCGAAUUUGGGACUGCUUGUUCUACGAGGGAUCAAAAAUAAUAUUUCGUGUGGCCUUAACAUUAAUUAAACAAAACCAAGCAUUCAUCUUAGAAGCCACUAAUUUCCCAGAUAUCUGUGAUAAAUUCAAACAGAUCACCAAAGGGCCAUCUGUAACAGAGUGUCACACUUUCAUGCAGAAAAUAUUUACAGAACCUGGAAGUUUGCGGAUGGCUACAAUAGACAAGCUUCGGGAAACAUGUAGAGAGAAGCUGAUUGCUCAGAGAUAAAUGGACAAUAUUUAAAAUAGACAAAAACAGGCACAUUCCUUCACUUAACUGCACUGAUCUGCGCACAAUUUUCAUUAGUGUUGGCUGACACUUGACCAAUUCUCAAUCCUUCAAGUAAGUGUAAACUAGAACUUGAUCCUUUUUUUAAAAAGACAUUGAAUAAAAUUUGUUUGAUGCAGUGGUAAGCAUUUUCAAACAAAAAGGCACUAGUUUCAGGAAAUUUUUUUGUAAUAUUUAAGCCAAUUGAUUGAUAAAUGUCUAGUGGUGAAAAUAAAUUUUUGUGAAAUUCCCCUUUUCUGAACCUGUAAA